Aspergillus clavatus NRRL 1 is the source of this 2688-nucleotide messenger RNA. RefSeq names its product putative protein kinase Yak1. The coding region runs from base 1 to 2688 and encodes 895 amino acids. The transcript is spliced from 8 exons. NCBI's taxonomy places the organism in Eukaryota, Fungi, Ascomycota, Eurotiomycetes, Eurotiales, Aspergillaceae. Gene Ontology annotation, molecular function: protein serine/threonine kinase activity; protein tyrosine kinase activity; ATP binding. Gene Ontology annotation, biological process: peptidyl-threonine phosphorylation; peptidyl-serine phosphorylation. Gene Ontology annotation, cellular component: nucleus; cytoplasm. The record is from RefSeq and is a predicted model, not a curated record.
AUGGGGUCUCAGUGGCAGCCAUAUCAGGAUCCCUUGAUGGGGCAGCCUGCGCAGUUCAAUAAUGGAUUGGCGUCGACGCCCCAACAGCUCGCACCCAAAUAUGGUGGUCAGCCACAACAAUCACAGCCACCGGUGGGAUACACCUACGAGGCCUUCCAGACGCCCGGAAUAGCAGCAAAACCUCCUUCGGCCGGUGCAAACUCCAAAUCGGUGUCUAUGGCGUCGUCUCCAGCCGCAACGCCACGUAGUCGGGAUUAUGUCACCGAUGCGGACACGACGAUGGAGGAUGCGGAUCCGUACAACCGCGCCAAAUACUCGACGAGGCCAAAUCAUCACAGUCGUCCUUCGUCCCAGUUCUUCUCCCCUGAGGAGUCCUCGGCCGCCCGAAGGUACUCCCCGAUGAACGCUCUGUCACCAGCCAUGUCUUACAGUACUAGUCCUGGAAAGUCGCAGAACUCGUAUGCUUUCCCUCCCGGACCAAACAAUUCCCGCCGGUCGCCCACAAGAGCUUCCAAUUAUACUUCACCUCCGCAAGCGUAUCAAUCGCCUCCGUCUGCCUCGCGUGCUCCUCGGCUUCCCCCGUUGCAAUCGACCGAGAUGAACGCCGAUCAAUUCUACCCUCCGCCAGCAGGACCUCAGGCCAACCUUCCCUACGGAGCAGAUGGGAGAUCGCUCCGGUCGGCAUCGCUGUCUGGUGCGAGCAACAAACCAGGUCAAGGACCGGUGCCCAAGUUCCACAAGAUCAAAUCGGUUCAAGAGCUCCAUCCCCGCAUUCAUCAGCAGCCUCCGUACAGACGUGCCAAUCCAGAAGGUGGCUUCAUCAGCCCUCUUCAAGCACUGACAACCCACCUUCCGGCUACCUACCGCAUAUGCAAUCCUGGCUUCAACUACGAGUCCUCGCGCAACCCAAGGCGUGUUUUAACGAAGCCUAGUAAAGGGGUAAAAAAUGAUGGCUACGAUAACGAGGACAGUGACUACAUUCUAUAUGUCAACGACAUUCUCGGCAGCGAAGAAGCAGGUCACAAAAACCGCUACCUUAUUCUGGAUGUGUUGGGCCAAGGUACAUUCGGCCAAGUCGUCAAGUGCCAAAAUCUGAAAACGCAAGAAGUUGUCGCUGUCAAAGUCAUCAAGAACAAGACCGCAUACUUCAAUCAGAGUAUGAUGGAAGUCUCGGUUCUGGAUCUGUUAAACAGCAAGUAUGACAAGAACGACGACCACCACCUGCUUCGAUUGAAAGACACUUUCAUCCACCGGCAGCAUCUCUGUCUGGUUUUCGAAUUGCUCAGCGUCAACCUGUAUGAAUUGAUCAAACAAAAUCAAUUCCGCGGUCUGAGCACGACCCUGGUCCGUGUGUUUGCUCAGCAGCUUCUGAAUGCGUUGAGCCUUCUGAACAAGGCUCAUUUGAUUCACUGUGAUCUCAAACCUGAGAAUAUAUUAUUGAAAAAUCUGGAGAGUCCAAUUAUCAAGGUCAUCGAUUUCGGGUCGGCCUGCGACGAGCGACAAACGGUCUACACGUAUAUACAGUCAAGAUUCUACCGUUCUCCUGAAGUCCUAUUAGGUCUACCGUACUCCUCCGCUAUCGAUAUGUGGUCCCUUGGCUGCAUUGUCGUCGAGCUCUUCCUCGGUUUGCCCCUCUUCCCUGGCUCUUCCGAGUACAAUCAGGUAUGUCGGAUCGUGGAAAUGCUAGGCUUGCCUCCGACAUGGAUGCUGGAAAUGGGCAAGCAGUCUGGCGAAUUCUUCGAGAAAACUCAGGAUGAGUUUGGUCGUAAGACGUACCGCCUGAAGAGUUUGGAACAAUAUUCUCGGGAACACAAUACAAAAGAACAACCGAGCAAGAAGUACUUCCAAGCAUCUACACUGGAGGAGAUCAUCCGAAGCUACCCAAUGCCUCGGAAAAACAUGAAACAAGCUGAAAUUGAGCGAGAGUUGAACAAUCGGGUGGCUUUCAUCGACUUUGUUCGUGGGCUGCUCUCAAUUAAUCCUCUCGAGCGUUGGUCGCCGCAGCAAGCCAAACUCCACCCCUUCAUUACGCAGCAAAAGUUUACCGGUCCCUUCGUGCCGCCAAUGAACCUCAAAUAUUCCUCGCUCAACAAAACCAUUGCCCCCGGGAUCCAGCAGCAACAGCAGGCUGAGGCUGCAAGCAAACAACGGGCAGCCCAGGCGGCGCAUGCACAGUCAGCGGCGCAGAACGCAUAUUCAAUGCAGUUGAACCAAUUCCACACGCCAUCACAUGCUCAGCCUCCCCCCAUGUACAAUGGCAUGUUCACGGGCCAUCAACAAGGUGCCCCUCCUCCGUACCCCACUCAACCGCCAGGCUACGGUCAUCAGAUGAACAUAAUCCCAGGCCAAAUGCCUCAGUCCCAGUACGCACCGUCUCAGAGCCUCUAUGCUCAGGCAACUACUCGCGCUGGACGUCAACGUGCAUCUACUAUGGAUCAUCAAGGGGCGGGCAUUCCGCCCACUAUACAGCGCGUUGCUAGUCAUUUGGACCCCAAUGCCCCAAUCCGACUUCAACCCAGUCCAGCGUACUACCCGCCACCUCCUGAUGGGUACGUGGAUAGCAAUGCGCAGAGACGUCGGGGAAGCCGCACUGGCGCUACCGGACAGCGCAAUCGAGACUUCGUUCGGACCCUUGAGGACGGCGUUCUCGGUGGUGACAACUAUAUGAGUCAAGGUCAGUGGCACUGA